Molecule: messenger RNA, 1393 nt
Organism: Geodia barretti
Lineage: Eukaryota; Metazoa; Porifera; Demospongiae; Tetractinellida; Geodiidae
Source: the annotation of a GenBank genome assembly
UCCUUUUUCGCUUCUCCUCCUCUCCCUCCUCCUCUCCCCUCCUCCUCUCCCCUCCCUCCUACUUCUUUCCCCACCGCACCUCUACAAACGACACCUCCAAACCACAAGGAGUUCUUCUUCAAGUGUAGUCGUCACCCCACCACUGCCGAUGAGCAGUGCGUGGCUCUUCACAUGGUCAGGAAGAACACGGUCGGUGUGGACUGUGCAUCCUGCUUUGAACAGAGGGACACAGUAGUGGUGUUUGACUGCCCGGACAAACACACUCUCUGUCUCGACUGUUUCAUGGAGUACUGCGAGGUCCAGCUGCAGGACCGACAGUUUGAGGAACACCGCUCCGCAGGGUACACCCUCCGCUGCCCCGCCAAAUGCGAGGGUUCUGAGAUUAAAGAGAGCCAUCAUUUCAGAAUCAUGGGCCCUGAGAAGUAUGAUCGCUACCAGAGGUUUGGAACUGAGGAGUUUGUGCUGCAGAUGGGCGGAGUCCUGUGCCCCGCCCGGGGGUGUGGCAUGGGACUCCUUCCAGAAGACCCCACUGCUAGGAGAGUCCAGUGCCCUCGAGGAGAGCGGGGGAUGUGGGUUUGUGUUUUGUCGCCAUUGUAAGGAGGAGUUCACAACGGGACGUGUCAUCGAGCUCACACGGAGGAACACACAGCUCAGCCGGGCUUCCAGGUCGACCCGGAGAGACUCCAAAGAGCGAGGUGGAUUGAAGCCAGCGAGAGGUUCGUUCAGAGCAACACGAAGCAGUGUCCGAGGUGCCGAGUUCCGGUCGAAAAGAACGGGGGUUGCAUGCACAUGACCUGUAGUAUGGGGAACUGCAAGUUUGAGUGGUGUUGGAUCUGCGGUGUGGCCUGGAACAGAAACUGCCAGUCCUCACACUGGUUCGGAUAGCCUGCUCCAAUUAGAGCACACCCAGUGUGACAUAAUUGUGUAUACUAUUAACCACAGACCGACUUUUCUGGCUAUUAAUUUCGCCGUAAUAAAAAAAAUGGAGUUGGCGUGCACUUUUCAUAAUGUUAUAUAUACCAAUGCAGUAAAAGUUGUGUUUGGCUUGUUUUGUCACCAUUUUUGUAGUCACUUAUUUUGUAUUCCUAUUUUCCACUCAAAAGUUAUUAUAGGAUUUGGUAAAUAAUUAAUGAAAAGCACUAAAGUGCAAACCCUCGGCACACUCUAUAGAAAUGUGGAACCCAUACACAAGUGUGGCACCACCACAAUUGAUGCUCUUGACCAUGCAUAAAAAAGAACAGCAUGUUAUGCCAUUCAAUAGGUUGAAAAAAAAUGCCCAGCCCUAUAUCUGUUUGAGGCCCAAAAAAUUAUAUAAGGUUGAAAAAUUGCCAACCUUUCAUCUCUCUAUUAAUUUUUGUAUUACCCGUGGAUUGUUUAGUGCUAAAAAAAAGUU